AUGAUGUUGUCUGGUCUCAUGUCAAGGCACUACGCCCCAGUGAUCACCUCUGUCCCCAGCAACAAGGAUGUGACAGAGAACACCAGUCCCAACAUCGACUGUAGCAGUAACAUCACACCAGGCAACCCUUCAACAACAAGCUACAGGUGGACAGGUCCAGGUGGUUACAGCAAGGAUGGGGCUGUACUUGACAGACCUGUCACCAGGACUCAGGGAGGAGUGUACAUUUGUACUGCCUCCAACACCCCCGGACUGUCAGACACAGCUCAGGUCAACGUCAAUGUCCCGUACGCCCCAGUGAUCACCUCCGUCCCCAGCAACAAGGAUGUGACAGAGAACACCAGUCCCAUCAUCGACUGUAGCAGUAACAUCACACCAGGCAACCCUUCAACAACAAGCUACAGGUGGACAGGUCCAGGUGGUUACAGCAAGGAUGGGGCUGUACUUGACAGACCUGUCACCAGGACUCAGGGAGGAUUGUACAUCUGUACUGCCUCCAACACUGCAGGACUGUCAGACACAGCUCAGGUCAACAUCAAUGUGCAGUAUGCCCCAGUGAUCACCUCCGUCCCCAGCAACAAGGAUGUGACAGAGAACACCAGUCCCAACAUCGACUGCAGCAGUAACAUCACACCAGGCAACCCUUCAACAACAAGCUACAGGUGGACAGGUCCAGGUGGUUACAGCAAGGAUGGGGCUGUACUUGACAGACCUGUCACCAGGACUCAGGGAGGAGUGUACAUCUGUACUACCUCCAACACUGCAGGACUGUCUGACACAGCUCAGGUCAACAUCAAUGUGCAGUACGCCCCAGUGAUCACCUCCGUUCCCAGCAACAAGGAUGUGACAGAGAACACCAGUCCCAACAUCGACUGUAGCAGUAACAUCACACCAGGCAACCCUUCAACAACAAGCUACAGGUGGACAGGUCCAGGUGGUUACAGUAAGGAUGGGGCUGUACUUGACAUACCUGUCACCAGGACUCAGGGAGGAGUGUACAUCUGUACUGCCUCCAACACUGCAGGACUGUCAGACACAGCUCAGGUCAACAUCAAUGUGCAGUAUGGACCAGGAACCAGUGUCAGUAUAACUCCAUCCUCCCCCCACACAGUAGUGGAAGGAACAGGGCCUGUAUCUAUUAGAUGUACUGCCGACUGUAAUCCUUCUUGUGGACUCCAACUGAAGAAGGGGACUACCGAUGUAGGUCAAGGCCAAGUCACAUUGGACAAGGUCAACCGAGCCCAUGCUGGAGACUAUACGUGUGAAGCUGAGAAUGUGAUAGGACGUGCCAGUAAACAGUUUACCCUUGUUGUUCACUAUCCUGUCGAUAUAAGUAUGUUUACGGUCAACUCACUCAGUCGUUCAGUGACAGUUAACGAAUCGGAUCAAGCUACCUUGACCUGCCAGGUUGACAGUAAUCCAAAAUCAGUCAUCAGGUUACUAAAUGGAUCUGAGGAGUUGACAAGGGCAGAUAACUCCCUGACAGCAACAUACAGACUGGAGUCAGCAGACUGUAGACAAAGAGGGAACUACUCCUGUACUGCCACCAACAACAUCGGGGCACCGGUCACCCAGAGGGUGGAGUUGCUAGUCAAAUGUACUCCUCAACUAGAUGAAACAGUGCCCAAGCAACUCAAGUACGCUUCCAGGCAGGGUGGUGAUGUGAAUGUGUCUGUGUCAGUCCUGGCCUACCCCCUUCCUACAUUCACCUGGAGUAGAUCCAUCAGCACCAGCCAGGACCUCACUGGUUCCUCCAGCCCUGUCUCAGACAUCUCAGUCACUGCCAGACUACACCUUACUAACCUCCAGCAGCAGGACUUUGGGGACUAUAAUCUUACAGUUGACAAUGGUGUGGGCGGGUCAGUGACAUACACAGUCAGCAUUGUGCCAACAGGACCACCAAACACCCCAACAAACGUCAGUGUCUCCCAUGAAGGCCCCUUCACUCUACAUGUUUCCUGGAAGGAGGAGUUCAAUGGCGGAGCUACUCAGACAUUCACUGUAGAGUACAGUACAGACAAGAAGGACUGGAAGAUAGCAGGAAGUCAUAUGGAGACGGGAAGUGAGAAUUUUAUGACAUCACCCAUCAAUGACCUCAACUCUGACAAACUGUACUAUGUGAGGAUUAUCGCCAGGAACAAGUUUGGAAACAGCAGCUACACUGAACAUGUGACUGGACUCACGGAGAAGAAAGUUAUACCUCCUGGACCUCCAGCUGGCUUAAUUGGUGGCGUUGCAGGUGGAGUUGCUGGUGUACUGAUACUUGUGGUGAUAGUAGUCGUGGUGAUGAUUGUUCGGCGCAGAGGAAAAAGAGGUGAAGAUACUGAAAGAAUUACGUCGAAAGGCAGGGGAAAGGAUACAAACGACAAAUUAGAAAUGGAGAAUGACAUAUAUGAAUCAGCUGAAAGGGCAGAAAUGCAGGACAACGUCUGCUACGCCAGUUCAGAUGAAGUCAUGAAGCCUGGAACCAGUGGAUCCCAGGGUGGGUCAGAAGUGUAUGCUGCUGUGGAUAAGAAGAAGCUGAAACCUGCUUCAAAAACUAAUGAAGUCUAUGCUGAAGUGAAGAAACCAGCAAAUAAGAAGGCUAAAAAACAAGGAGCAAAGAAAGAAAAGGCUAAGAAAGCAAAUCCAAAAGAUGAUAAAACCCUUCUGAAGUCAAAGAACAAGAAAGAAAGGAAAGGUGAAGCUUAUGAAAACACAGGCAUUGGAGAUGAAGGAAACCCGUACAUCAAUCAUGCCUUUGCUGGUGAACCUGAAGAUGUUGCUGGCCAAGCAGCUGUUCCACCGGGAGCAAAGGCAGGGCGGGAUGACGAUGGCCUGCUGUAUGUUGGGAUAGACUUCAGCAACCACAACCCACGCCAGCAUGUCCACAGAGAGGAGGAAUCAACUGAGUAUGCUGGCAUCCAGAUUGGAGUUGUUGGACCACCACCCACAGAGGAGGAAAAGAAAGAAGAAGAUAAAUAGAUGUAUCAUGAAUGACGUUCCUUUCUGUUGUUUGAGUUUCUGUUUGUUUGCUUGUUACUCUCAAAAUGGUUUUCAAUACCAGAGUCUGCUCAGUAUCAUAAUGGGGGUGGUUGGUUAACCAUGUGUUUAAAAGCUCCAGAAGACCUGUGUUUGAUUCCCCAUAUGGGUGCAAUGUGUGGAGCCCACUUGCUAAAAAGCAUAAAAUGUACAAUACUGUAUGACAAGAAACAUAUUAAACAAUUUCAUGUACAACUUCAAAAUGUGCAUUGCAAGUAUGGACUGGGCAUCACUCCACGUUAUCUUUUCUCACAUAUAUUUCUCAGAGAAAGCUUUAUAUGCCUUUCUUUAUAAUGAUGAUCUUUGAAAACAGCAGUUAUGAUCAAAAGUGUAUUUUUAUUAGUGCUGUAUUUGCUCAGUAUAGAGAGUGAAAAUUCAUUGUUGCUCUUGAAUGAUAUGCUUUUGUUACACGAUUAGUUUAAACCAACUCUCUGACAUUUGUGCAUAAUCACAGGAUUUGAUUAACCUGUUACACGAUGCAAUUAACCCCUUCUCUCAACUGUGAUAUGUAUAAAAUCUGUAUUUUGCAGCGUAGUGAUUUUCAUAUUUGUGGGUUAAAAUUUAAGUGAUUCUCGUCACUUUUUAUGCUUUUGAUAUAAUCUACUUUACAACUUACCCUGGAUAUGUGUGACAUACCAUCUAUUCCAUCACAAGAUAAGUCGAGGUGCAUCAGGCAUUACUCUCUCACUUUUAAUUGAAAGUGAAACGUGUUUUAAAUUUAUUCCAGCAUACAGUACAUGUUCUGACGUAGAAAAUGCCGUGACAAUAUACCGUUUUUUAAUGGUGGCUUUCUCAUUAUCUCCCCAAAUCUCACACUUGUCAGUGACAGUGAUAGUGAUUGGCUGAAUGGAGCAAAUCAGACGGGUCGUUAUUUUUAUCAUAAGCAGUUGCUUAUCAAGCGAUUGGCUUGCCACGACGAAUUGAAUCAUGCCUCGUUGCAUUAUUUAGUCAUGUAUCAUGCUUUUUCGGGACUGAACCAAAAUUAGCACAAUCUGAACCAAAAAUUUAGCCGAGAGUAAAUACUGCAGUAUAUUGAGAACUGCUGUAUACUGUUGCAGCACUAGUUGUCAACACUGCAUAAAUCACCAAUGGUGGACGCACAUGAUACUGAAAUUUGACACCAGAUCUCUUCAAGGGCGUGUCUCGAUGUCUUGUUUCAAAUCAUGCAGAUUUUUAUAUUAUCCUGUCAACAGUUAAACAGUCAUGAAGGAAAACACCACAAAUCAUGCUAGUUUCUAUUUGCAUUAAAAAAUGGCAUAACAUCAAAUAAUGCCAAGUUACUUUAUCCCAGACUUUA
Molecule: messenger RNA, 4318 nt
Organism: Haliotis rubra (blacklip abalone)
Lineage: Eukaryota; Metazoa; Mollusca; Gastropoda; Lepetellida; Haliotidae
Product: hemicentin-1-like
Exons: 19
Coding region: 1-2964 (987 amino acids)
Molecular function (GO): protein binding
Source: RefSeq, a predicted model, not a curated record